CCAACAAUGUGAUGCGUACACAUAUAGCCAUGUACGUGUAGACUCUGACACGCGAGCAUUGUGACUAGAAGGAUAAACAGAAGUUUGUCUACGGGAGCUAUAAACGGGCAAUAUGGAGAGGAGGAAAGCCACGGGAGAAUACCACGGCAUCCCUGUAUCCAAAAUGUAGACUACAUUUUAUGGGAAGGGCGGCACGUUUACUUCGCUAAUUGGAAAAGUUACAAAAUAUACAAUGAUUAUCAAUGGGUCUUAUCUGAACAGGUCGUCGCUGGACCCGUACGAGGAAGUGCUGAAUCGCCCUCCGUGGGUUACUACAACUUUGGGGUGCUUCCUCAUAUUCACUAUAGUGGUUGAUAUUUUGGGCAACCUUUUGGUGAUAUUCUCUGUCUACCGGAAUAAGAAGCUAAGGAAUGCAGGCAACAUCUUUGUGGUAAGCCUGGCUGUGGCCGACCUGGUGGUGGCCAUCUACCCAUACCCUCUGGUCCUCACCUCCAUCUUCCACAAAGGCUGGAACCUGGGCUAUGUCCACUGCCAGAUCAGCGGUUUUCUCAUGGGCGUCAGCGUCAUUGGCUCCAUCUUCAACAUCACCGGCAUUGCCAUCAACCGCUACUGUUAUAUAUGUCACAGCCUUAAGUACGACAAGCUGUACAGUGACAAGAACUCAGUGUGUUACGUCCUACUCAUCUGGGCAUUGACCAUUGUGGCCAUCGUGCCGAAUCUCUUCGUGGGUUCGUUGCAGUAUGACCCCAGGGUGUAUUCGUGUACGUUCGAGCAGUCGGCGAGUUCGGCAUACACUAUCGCCGUGGUCUUCUUCCACUUCAUCCUACCGAUCAUGAUCGUCACCUACUGCUACCUGAGGAUCUGGAUCCUGGUCAUUCAAGUUAGGCGACGGGUCAAACCGGACAAUAGACCAAAACUGACGCCAAACGACGUGAGGAACUUCGUGACUAUGUUUGUGGUGUUUGUGCUGUUCGCCGUGUGCUGGGCACCGCUCAACUUCAUCGGGCUGGCGGUGGCCAUCAACCCAGAGGUGGUGGUGCCUCUCAUCCCCGAGUGGCUCUUCGUGGCGAGCUACUUCAUGGCCUACUUCAACAGCUGCCUUAAUGCCAUCGUGUACGGGGUGCUCAACCAGAACUUCCGGCGCGAGUACAAGCGCAUCGUGGUGUCGGUGUGCACGGCGCGAAUCUUCUUCCACGGCAGCUCCAAUGACGCGGCCGAGCGGCUCAAGAGCAAGCCUUCGCCGCUCAUCACCAACAACAACCAAGUCAAGGUGGAGUCGGUGUGAGAGGACCAGCUGGUCCCAGUACCCUCCCUACCCCUCCCCCAUGGCGCGAACCCUUCGAUGUCUAUACAUCUGUAAAGUGGAAACCAGCAAUAUGGCGGAAGCUCAAGCUUCACCAUUUUGCUCCUUGUACCUAUCCAGUACACUGCAGAUCUAUAAACAUCGGAGGGGUAAAGGAGCCCAGGGGAAGGGGUAGGGAGCGAUUUGGGACUGGGUGAUACUAACACAUAGACACACACAUGGACAAAGGGGGAGGGGGGAUUAAGGGAACCAAUGUGACAUAAAAGAGUUAAAUUAGUUUUAAAAAAUACAAGUGAACGGAGAAAACUUUCCGGACCGUCCGUGAUCUGUGCUAUCUUCACCUCUAUACAAUCAAAGCGAAAUGGGGAAAAUGUAUCUGUCUUUUGCAAAAAUCACUUUUGUUAAUUUUUCGAUACCUAAAAAAUAUAUAAUGUACUUUGUUUUCAUGUUUACAGUGAUGAUAACAGUGACUCUAUGUAAGACAUAUUAUAUGUUUUAUUUUGUAUGAAGUAUAUGUUAUAUAAAUAUACAAGAAUAUAUAUCAGGUUCAUUUCACCAACAUCGAUAAUCCGAUGAAAGAAAAUGACUAAGGUUGCAAAAUUCCUGUAAUUACUCAAAAGUUCCUGGGUUUUUCAGAAAUUCCAGUUGGAAUAUUCCCAGAAUCAGGAGGGAAUAAACAGGAACCUUCCAACCAAGAUGUAUGGAAAACUGGGAACAUUAGUGGAGUUCCCUGAAUUUUGCAAACCUACAAAUGACAAAUAUAUCAUGCCAUGAAAGCCAGAACAUUUCUGCAAUGUCUGGUCACAGACAUAACCAAAAGUGUUUUACAGAUUUUACCGAUGUUAAUUAUCAUUUAUGUUGGGGUGUGACGCUGUUACACUCCUUCCUUUUGGAGGGGGAAGCAACAUGUUUGGAUUGCUGCUUGUUUCACAAUGCCCUGCGGAACUGUUUCCAUCGUUCGGUGGAAUAAAUAUGUUUUGUAAGCAUGGGAUUUCUUUCUGACUCACUUCUCAUUCCCUUUCUGUCUCUUUCUCUAUAUAUCUCUGUGAGCUCUUUGUAUGCAUGGAUCUGAGGAAUCGUUCAUAUGAAAAAUAAAGGAUCAGAUGUAGA
Oncorhynchus nerka (sockeye salmon) is the source of this 2413-nucleotide messenger RNA. RefSeq names its product melatonin receptor type 1A-A. Gene Ontology annotation, molecular function: melatonin receptor activity. NCBI's taxonomy places the organism in Eukaryota, Metazoa, Chordata, Actinopteri, Salmoniformes, Salmonidae. Gene Ontology annotation, cellular component: plasma membrane. The transcript has 2 exons. The record is from RefSeq and is a predicted model, not a curated record. Gene Ontology annotation, biological process: G protein-coupled receptor signaling pathway. The coding region runs from base 233 to 1285 and encodes 350 amino acids.